Salvelinus sp. IW2-2015 is the source of this 1287-nucleotide messenger RNA. Its product is annotated as FRAS1-related extracellular matrix protein 2-like. NCBI's taxonomy places the organism in Eukaryota, Metazoa, Chordata, Actinopteri, Salmoniformes, Salmonidae. The record is from RefSeq and is a predicted model, not a curated record.
CUAUCUACGGUCUUGUGAUGGUGGACCCUGUUCAGAACCUGGGGGACUCUUUCUUCUGCAACAUAGAGAAGGUGUACCUGUGCACCGGCGCGGAUGGAUACGUGCCCAAGUACAACCCCACUAACUUUGAGUUUGGAUGUCUGGCUGAAUCUCCCUCUCUGCUCUACCACUUCAAGAUCUUAGACAAGGCCCAGCCCGAGACUCAGGCCCGUGGGUUUGGUGACGUGGAAUUUAAUGCAAUGUUGGCUGCAGAUGACCCCUCAACUCUCUCUCUGGUCAGACAGCCUGGAACAGACGGAUUCAGACUGGACUCUACGGCCAUGUUCCAGGUGGCUGCGGGUCGUGAGUGGUUCAUCCACACCAUCUACACCAUCCGCUCCAAAGACAACGCCAACCACGGCAUCGGCAAGAGGAGCCUCGAGUACCACCACUCCCUGGUCGCCACGGGCAACGACCUCUCCAUUACCCCCAGGGUCAAAGGUCAAGGUCACCGUGUGAGGAGGUCAGCCAGUGGAUUGGUCGGAGCGGCGGUCCCCGACGUGGCCGAUGACAUUGGAGCAGACAACAACCGUGGCACCAACAUCAUGCACAUCGCCUUGGACCGUACCGAGAGGAGGGCGGCAGCGGGGGUGGAGCUGUACGCCGACCGUCUGGAACCAAGAGAGCUGAGCAGGGGGGAGGGGGAGGAGGGGUUGCCGACGGUGGUGGGGGGGCUGGUGGGAAUGCUGCUCACCUUCCUCCUCAUCAUCAUCCUCGUCCUGGUGGUCCGGUACAGACAGAAGGAGGAGAGGAAAGAGAGGGUGAGGUGGUCGGCGAGCACGGAAGCGAUGAUGGUGGCGAGGAUGGACGACUGCAGCAACAGCUCAGAGGUCUAAGAGAGAUGGACGGAUUGAAAAAAAAAUGGACAGAGUUUUGAGGAGUAUUUGAGCUUUUGUAAUGUGUUACCCCCCCCAUGAUUUUUGUACACUGUUACUGGAGGAUUUUUGAAAGCUCCUUCUCGUGGCUGCUCAGUAAGUCAAGUGAUUGAAAAGCUUCAUCCUUGUAUAUUUAAACUCUCCCAUUUAAAACACCUAUAAAAGAACAACUGUGCUGCAAUCAGUUUUGUGGUUUUAAAGACAGCUCCUCCUUUUGAUAAAUGUCAUGGUUUUACUUUUCCUUGUAGCUGUUGUGUUGCAAGUGCCUCAAGCAGCUACACAUAGACCAAUGGGGGCUCUCCUUAAACAGCUAUCUAGUGUCUUGACCAAUGGGGGCUCCUCCUUAAAUUCAGCUAUCUAGUGUCUUGACCAA